GCUUAUAAGAGAUGCAUUUUCGUGUACUUUAGUUGUAAUCUGACGUCGAAACGAGCGAAACGUUACUUCGAGGCUACAACAUUCGCGAAAUCACGUGUUUUCGUGUUUCAAAAUCAUGAUUAAAUUCGAAUUUAUUUAACAGGUAGGUGUCAAAACCGAACCGAUUAUUCGGCCUUGAUUUUUAUCUGCUAGAAUUUAUGUAUUUUUACGUAUUCGUCAGAAGGCCGAAUUGCAAUUUGUGCGAAUUCGAAUUUUCACACUUGUAAAUUUUUCAAAACGGUUGUUUUGUGAUUAAUUAAUAAACCGUGUGAAUUCGUCGUGAAUGUUUUACGCACCUUUACUUUACUGGAAAUGUGUUGGAAAAUUACCUAUGUCAGCCACGACGACACCGAAUUACGAAUUUUAGCAAUACCUUCUCGUACAGUGAAUAUCAUCGAAAAUGGUAAACCAGGCUUACUGAAAUUUUAAUCGUCUCGUCCGACACACAAAAUAAACACGAAAUGAAUGCAGUGGUGAAUAACGACCUCAUACUGGCUGUUAUUACCUUACUACUAAGUUUUUCUGCUUUCCCAGAAAGUAGAGCAUUAAGACUGAUAAAAGUCGUUGUUCCAGAAUAUAUUUACGUGAAUAAGCCGGCUAGCUUAGAAUGUCAAUAUGAUCUUGAAAAUGACAAAUUAUACACGGUACAGUGGUAUAAAGAUAACGACGAAUUUUAUCGCUACGUACCGAAAUAUGUUCCGCCACAUAUUAGUUACCGAAUCGAUGAUAUUAAAGUCGAUAUAUCAAAUUCUAACGACAAGAAAGUAUCAUUAAAAAAUGUUAGUUUAAUGAUGCGAGGUGUUUAUAGAUGCGAAGUAUCAGCCGAAGCUCCAUCAUUUGCAACAGUUUACGGUGAAGCUCGAAUGGAAGUUAUAGCUUUACCAAAAGAAGAUCCACAUAUAAAUGGGGAAGAAAAAGCGUAUCAGGUUGGAGAUACCAUUAACCUAACGUGUACGUCUGGGAAAUCGUAUCCGCCCGCUCAAUUACGUUGGUUUAUAAACGGUCGCGAGAUAAAAGCGGAUUACCAUACUGUACACGAACACAAUGGUUUGCAUACUGUGAUGACAGGACUUAUACUGAAAGCUGGCCAGGAACAUUUUGUUGAUGGGCAAAUACAAAUUAAAUGUCAAGCUACGAUAUCAGUCGGAAAUCACAGCCUCAUUACUUUACCAGCUCAUCAUAGCAACGUUGCAACGACAUCUUCGAAAUUCGGAUACCAAAGAGAUGCUUUAAUUUCAGUGAGAGGAAGCAGUACUCAAGUGGCAUCUGUCUCGCCGUACUUUAUAUUUUUAUUAAUAUGCAAACUCUUAUAUGAAAUUACCUAAAACCAAGUGAAAAACUUAAGAUUAAGUUAUGUUAAGAAAAUGUGUACUUAUUUUGUAUUAUAAAACAUUGUGUAAAGAUAUUACCUAUUUAUUUAGUGUUUACCUAAAUGUUUCAAUUUGAUUUGAAAACGAAAAAAAAAAAAUCAAAAAAAUGAAAUUUGUAAAAUGAUAAAUCAAUAUUAAACUCUUUUUGUAAUUUCAUCGAGUUAUAUACGCUUAUUGAGAUAUCAGUUUACGAAUUUAAACCUGAAAAAAUUAACUCGAAUAAGGAGAUCAAUGCCUACUAAAAAUUUCGCCAUCGUUAGUAAUUUCAUUAGUAGGUAAACUUUCGAUAACAACGAGGUACGUAAAAAAAAAACUAAACCAAUUGUAAAUUGAAUAGAAGGUUCUUUUUUUUAUACCAUACGUAUCAUAGAAAAAAGUAAAAAUGAAUAAAAGUUUAAUUAAUUUAAAUCAGGUUGAAUUUACUUUUGUUGUUUUUCUUACAUGUUGUUUUUAUUUACCUAAAUGCACCGUGAAUGUACAGUUUAUUAAAUUUUAUGCACUUGAAAAAUUCUGUUAUUUUUUGUAUAUUAAAUAUACGCUUCUUAUUAGUAUUUUAAUUUAUGGAAAGACUUGGCGUUUUUGAAAAAGUUUUCGUAUAAAAAAUACCUAACCUACGUUAUACUAUAACGUGGUGUAUUUGUUUUUAAUGUUUGUGACGUAUAAUAUUGUUUUAAACAGUUCCGUUAAAAAACAAACGAUGCUUGAAGUUGUUUGAAAAAUGAACGUAGACCAAUGUUUGUUGAAUGCUGUAUAUGCUUGAACAAAGCUAUUCUUUUGCAAUAA
This is a messenger RNA of Planococcus citri (citrus mealybug), 2192 nucleotides long. RefSeq names its product cell adhesion molecule 2-like. Bases 501 to 1364 code for a protein of 287 amino acids. The transcript has 7 exons. The record is from RefSeq and is a predicted model, not a curated record. NCBI's taxonomy places the organism in Eukaryota, Metazoa, Arthropoda, Insecta, Hemiptera, Pseudococcidae.